GCAUGUUGUCCAAUUUGUGUUUUGUGUUUAUUUGUUUUGCAACCAUAAGUUUUCGAAAUCGUUUUAAAAAAAAAACUGCGAAAAUAAUGUAAAAAUGGCAAUGUCAUUGACAUCAAACGAUGGAAGUCCAAUUUUGUUCAGAAACUGUGAGUCAAUAUUGCGUCAAAAUUUCUGUGGAAUGUUUUAUAAAGCAGAAUUAACCGAUGCAACAUUGCUAUGUGAAAAUAAACCGAUUCGCGUACAUAAAUUCAUGUUGUCUGCGUGCAGUUUGUUUUUUAAACGAAUUUUUAUGGUGUGCCAAGGGGAUGGUUGUCUAGUCAUACAAAAUAUCAAAUAUGUUGAUUUGGAGAACAUCCUGCAUUAUAUAUAUUAUGGUCAAAUCGCCGUGCAUCGCAAUAAUCUAAAUGGAUUUCUCGACGCUGCCCAAAAACUAUUAGUUCCGAUCAAUAAUGCGACUUCGCCGUAUGGAUCGUCAAUCGAAGAAAGACAGUCGAGCCCAUAUGGUAUGGAUACAGAUCGUGAUAUUGCUGGAUCCACAUUUGAAAGUAACUGCCAAGACAAAAAUGAAACGGAUGGAAUCGUCGUGAUCAGCCAGGAGGAAUUCUUCGAAAGAAUGUUUGAAGCUCGAAAUCUGCCAUGGCCUUUUGAUUGCAGUGCAAACAAUCGAACAGAAGCAUUGCAAACAAUCGAACAAGAAUUCGAAUCAAAAUUCAAUGCCCAAAACUUAAUCGAAACUAUAAGUUACCAACCGAAGGAUGAUUAUGCGGCCCUGUUUGAAAUCUCUUUUUAAAAAACCAUAAGAAUAUAACAUUACCAAAAAUUGAAGUAGAUGUGAAAGAUGUAAAACAACUGAUAAAAAAAACUUGUGCAUUAUUUAGUUAAAACU
Molecule: messenger RNA, 886 nt
Organism: Contarinia nasturtii (swede midge)
Lineage: Eukaryota; Metazoa; Arthropoda; Insecta; Diptera; Cecidomyiidae
Product: protein jim lovell-like
Exons: 4
Coding region: 95-790 (231 amino acids)
Molecular function (GO): protein binding
Source: RefSeq, a predicted model, not a curated record